CCGAGUCGCCACUUCCUUGUCGAGACACACAGCACUCGAGCACCAUGAGGUUUAUAGCCGCCAUCUUGAUCGCGUCCAGCUUGCUGGUGGGCAGCGCCUUGGGCGUCGCUCCUCAGGCCUGCCCGGCCGUGUACGACCCCGUGUGCGCCGUCAGUCGCUGGGGGUCCUUGCGCACGUUCCCCAACCUCUGCACGCUGCGCGCCUACAACUUCGCCAACCAGUUCUUCUGUCUAAAGCUCCUUCACAGAGGAGAGUGUUUGUCGGAUCGCCUCUUCUGAACAAAGAACAUGGCACAAUGGAUCAUCGAAGAUAUGGCACCUUCACAUCAAGAUAAAUAAAGUUAAUUUACAAAACCAUGCAUUUAUUAGUGCACAAAAAUGAAAUUUCUGCAGUACAUUUAUGCUCUUGCAAAAAACUAUUUAUAACUAAAACUUAUGUCUUUUGUAUUGUAAUUUAUCCAUGUGGUUUUGUAUGGUUAUAUGUAAUAUUUUCUACCAAGAAAUAUGUAAAAAAUAAUAAAAUGGCCAAGAUUAAAAGCCUAUUAAUACAACAUAA
Messenger RNA from Bacillus rossius redtenbacheri, 555 nucleotides. Its product is annotated as vasotab-like. Gene Ontology annotation, molecular function: protein binding. The record is from RefSeq and is a predicted model, not a curated record. Lineage: Eukaryota; Metazoa; Arthropoda; Insecta; Phasmatodea; Bacillidae. Bases 45 to 278 code for a protein of 77 amino acids. The transcript is spliced from 3 exons.